This is a messenger RNA of Brassica rapa (field mustard), 3428 nucleotides long. Its product is annotated as non-functional pseudokinase ZED1. The record is from RefSeq and is a predicted model, not a curated record. Gene Ontology annotation, molecular function: protein serine/threonine kinase activity; ATP binding. Gene Ontology annotation, cellular component: plasma membrane. Lineage: Eukaryota; Viridiplantae; Streptophyta; Magnoliopsida; Brassicales; Brassicaceae. Gene Ontology annotation, biological process: protein phosphorylation; cell surface receptor signaling pathway.
UGACAAAUAAGCAAAAUUAAAAUAAUUAUAUAUCUAGUUAAAUAUUUAUAGUUAUAUUAUUUAAAUUAAUAAAUUAUGGAUUCAACUAAAAAUUAUUAAUAAAUUAAUGACUCAGCUUAAACAUAAUUAAAACAUGACAAAUAAGUAAAAUUACUUAAAAUUAUGAAAAUCAUGACAAAUAAGCUAAAUCACUUCAUAAAUAAUAGUAUAGAUAGAUAAUCCAGCGAGAAGAAUUGACACAUAAAUGUUUUGCUUUUCAUUGUAUCAAUUUUGUAAAAUUUUACGUCAAGCGUUGCUAGUGGCUUGGAAUUUACAACAGAAAAUUUGAAUUAUACUAGUGACCAUCCCAGCCCAGUCAAUAGUAUUUGUGGUUUUAAUACCAACAAUUAAGAACCCAAUUGAACCAUGUAACAUGAACCGACAUAAUGUUCCAGAAAAAAGACGACUUUCUUUUGCUAGUAUCAUUCACGUUCAGACCCGAACCAGAGUCUUAGAAGACCAGACAGGAAUCUCUGAGUCUCUUAGCUUUUGUGUCCUCUUAGAAAGAUAAUAUUGUUUUUCUUUUGCUUUUACUUCAGAAGCAAUUUAACUCAAUUCUUAAUUUUGAGGAUAACUGGUUCCUGAUUUAGAGAAGAACUACAAGGAAACUGGUUAUUUGUUCAAAUGGAAUCGGUGGUGAAUAAGAUGGAGCAGAAAAUGAGAUCUGGAUGGUCGGUGGAGAAGAAGAAGAAGAAGAAGAAGGAAAAAGACUUGCAGGAAGAAAGGUGGUUCUUAGAGAACGGAAGCAUUUUGUUAGAAAAACUUACCGCUGAUUGUAAUGGUAAAUCCGUUCCUUUACGCACCUUUUCUUCUGACCAGAUCCUUAAAGCCACCAAUAACUUCGACUCCAGCUGUUUCAUCGCCUUCGAGGGGCUUCACACGUGGUGGUACAGAGGCAUCAUCGAAAACAGAACUUACAUGAUCAAAAGGUACCUUGUGGACAAAGGUACAGAACACAAAGUGGCAGAGGUUUACAAUGACUUUGUCUUGUCUGCUCGGAUGAGCACCCACAGCAACUUUCUCAAACUACUAGGAUGCUGUUUGGAGUCUAGUUACCCUGUUCUUGUGUUUGAAGAUGCACAACAUGGGGUUUUGAAUCAGCGAGGAGGUGUUAUGGUUAACUGGGAGGAAUCUUUUCUGCCAUGGAAUGUUCGGUUAAAGAUUGGUAAGGAGAUUGCAAACGCGUUAUCUUAUCUUCACACGGCGUUCCCUAAGAUCACAAUCCAUAGAGAUGUUAAGCCAACACAUGUUUUCUUGGACAAGAACUGGACUGCCAAGUUGUUCGGCUUCUCACUCUCUAUUACAUUACCUGAGGGAAAAACAAAAAGCGCAACUGUUCCAGUGGUGGGGACAUCCGGGUACAUCGACCCAUCGUACCGUGUAACAGGUUCGGUAACAGAAUAUACUGAUGUGUACAGCUUUGGAGUCUUUUUGCUGGUUCUUCUCAGUGGCAGACCGGUGUUCUUCACCGAUUAUUCUAAUGGCAAGCGAGAAGGAGUUACUGGCUACGUGAAAGGCUUAUAUGAGAAAGACAAGCUUGAUGAAGUGAUUGAUACAAAGAUGGUGAAAGACAUGACAAGUGGUCAACGGUUUCAAGUGGAAGCAUGUGUUGCACUUGCUCUGAGAUGCUGUGAGAAGAUAGAUGAAUAUAGGCCAAAGAUGAUCGAAGUAGCUAAAGAACUCAAGCGGAUUCAGACAUCAUUUUAGAGUUCUUCUCUGUUCUUGGACUAUGAAGCCAAGUUUCAAAUUUCAUACCUGAAUAAAGAAAAUUAUCUCAGGGAAGACGAUUAAAUAAUCUGUUACAUAAUUUUAGUUGUAACGCUUAAGUACUAUGUUCUAUUCUACCUUCUGUCCUUAGUGUUUAUAAGCUUCAAUGAAGUUUCAUAUGUUUUCUUUGCAAGUUGCAGCAUUGCUUGUGACAGAAUAUACAGAUAUGUAAUGAUAUACUUUGGAGUCUCAUUGAUGGUUCUUCUCACUGGUAGAUUAGUUGACGUUACAGGAUCUAUAAUGUCUAUGUCGUAGGUAUUCUUUACAUCCAACGUAGAUUUACAGUAUUUCACUAAGUCGGGAAAACCUUAAGCUUCAUUUAUGGUUUUUUUUUUGUUGCUUCUGAAAUGAAGUGUGGUGAAGGAAGAAGGAGAUGAUGAUCAUAGACAAAACUGACACGAAAUCUCACAAAACGUGUCAAUUGUCAUGCCAUUCCAUAGAUGAAAACCAAGAGAAAAGUCUUUGUUAUCUGUUCUAUACGCUAACAAGUUGACAAUUAACAUUAAAGAACCAAUUCUAUCUUUUUCGUUAGAAUAUUUAAUUGCGAUAAGAUAUGGUAAAUGGUUUAUGCCUCUUCCAGUAAGGUUUAUUCCAUCAUAAUUUCAGGUCAUCAAGACCAUGUCUAGGAACUCAGAGGAGACCAACACGUUUCUAGCUUUGAUUCUCUGUAAGCGUUUCUUCCUUAGACCAUGUUAAAAAGAAAAAAUCUUAAAGAGUUGACUACUGUUGUAUCCAUCCACUAUGUUGAUCUAGAUUAUAUUCUUUCAGCACCAUCACCGCUUUAAUACAAUAAAAUUUUAAUAUUCCCAUAACUCCAUAUCAUAAUCUUGAAAAGAACUAGUGUUUUCUUUGAAGAUCUGGAGUUUAGAAUCUAAGAUAGAUAUGGAUGGGGAAGAGAUAGAGCCUUGGGCUCGUGCAUCAGGAGGAUGUAGUCACACUCAUAGUUGCAAUCCUCCAGGACCAGAGGAUGCUUCUCACUCACACACAUGCUUCCACACUCACACUCAUCUCAUCAUCCCUGUAUAAUAUAUAACUUACUUUCUAUUUUAUUUUUAUACAAGUAUAUAUGGUCUGAUGAAAUUUGAAAGGAUUGUUUAUAGAUUAUAGGACUAUUCAUUUUGUAACAGGAUUCGCAAGAGAAUGACCAUUCUGACAGCAGCAACAAGAGGCGGCCAUGUGGGAACAGAGAGGCAGUGAGAAAGUACAGGGAGAAGAAGAAGGCUCGCACGGCAUACCUUGAAGACGAAGUCAAGAGACUGCAAUCUAUGAAUGAAUUCUUGCUUAGAAAGCUUCAGAGUCAAGCAAUUGUGGAAGCUGAAAUCAUCAGACUCCGGACUCUUCUGGCAGAGAUGCAGAAAACAAUUGAUGAUGAACUCGGUGGUUUCUCGUUUCAGAAGCAAUGCAACGGUUCUGGCUUUGUGUUCAAAGAAGGUGAUGUAUCUUUCUGUUUGGCUUACUAGAUAACAUAUAAGAAGAUGAAUAUAUGUGGAAAGUGGAAGAAAUAGUAAAUAGCAUACAUACAUAUAUAUGCGACGUUGGUGAUAGCUGCAAAAUGGAAUAGGGCCGGAAAAAAAUGUUGAAUAAUCUUGAAAUGUUGAAAAACUAGUUUUUGAGGUUGGUGA